Notothenia coriiceps (black rockcod) is the source of this 423-nucleotide messenger RNA. RefSeq names its product dual specificity protein phosphatase 14-like. The record is from RefSeq and is a predicted model, not a curated record. The annotation marks the transcript as partial. Gene Ontology annotation, biological process: peptidyl-tyrosine dephosphorylation. The transcript has a single exon. Lineage: Eukaryota; Metazoa; Chordata; Actinopteri; Perciformes; Nototheniidae. Gene Ontology annotation, molecular function: protein tyrosine phosphatase activity. Gene Ontology annotation, cellular component: cytoplasm.
UUCUGGCUCUGGUCUGUGCAGGUUUGAGGGUCUGAGCCUUAGACGGGCUCACGAGGCGGUUCUGGAGCAGCGUCCGUUCAUCCGACCCAACGCCGGGUUCUGGAGGCAGCUGAUGGAGUACGAGAGGUCUCUGUUCGGCAGGAACACCAUGAGGAUGGUGAGCACGCCGGGGGGGGUCCUGCCCGAAGCCCUGAGGCUGCCCGAAGACCUGCCCGAAGCCCUGAGGCUGCCCGAGGACCCCGAGCCGGCCUACUGCCUCAACAUCUGAGGGUCCUCAACAUCUGAGACCCUCAACCUCAUGGGGUCCUCUGAAGCAGCCUUGAGGGUCCUCUGAUCUCCCAGGAACUGAUUCAGGACCAGUUGUAAUGACAGUGUUCGGCCACACGGCGGCGUGAAUAAAGGACUGUUGAUGCUUCUCUUUAA